CGGCCUCAUUAUAUAUUUUGACUGACACUUUGCACUCUAGCUGAAACAUGUUAGCUUUCAAGUUGGGAUCUUCUCCGCCGCCACCACCACCACUACCAUCACUGACACAAGCAAAGAAACGUGGACGUUUCAGGGUUUUUGCUGGAAAUUUUAAAACUGGUGCAGGCACAGCUGGUUCUGAUGAUGGGUUUCCACCAUUUCUUCCUAAGGAGGUUGAGAAAAUCAAAGACCCAUUUGCUCGUUCCUUGGCUCAGCGGAUUGAGAGGCUCCCUGUAAAAGUUGGAUUCUCUGAAAGUUGUAUAAUGAGUAGUUGUGUGAAACCACUUAUACAAAGUGAGACCAAUCCAGUGGUUCUUCUCCAUUGCUUUGACAGUUCUUGUUUAGAAUGGAGGUGCACAUACCCCUUGCUUGAGGAGGCUGGUUUGGAAGCUUGGGCCAUUGAUGUUCUUGGGUGGGGCUUCUCUGAUUUAGAAAGGCUUCCACCAUGUGAUGUGGCAUCCAAGCGUCACCACCUCUAUCAGCUUUGGAACUCUUACAUCAAAAGGCCAAUGAUACUAGUUGGACCGAGCCUUGGUGCUGCUGUUGCAAUUGACUUUGCAGUCAAUCAUCCAGAAGCUGUAGAAAAGCUGGUUUUGAUUAAUGCAAGUGUGUAUGCGGAAGGCACAGGAGCACUAGCCAGGUUACCUAGAUCAGUAGCAUAUGCUGGGGUUUCUUUGUUGAAAAGCAUCCCAUUACGCCUUUAUGCAAAUAUAUUGGCCUUCAAUGGCAUUUCGUUAGCCACAGUAGUAGAUUGGACCAAUGUGGGACGCUUACACUGUCUGCUUCCUUGGUGGGAAGAUGCAACCAUCAACUUCAUGAGUAGCGGGGGCUACAAUGUUAUUGCCCAAAUAAAACAGUUAAAGCAGAAAUCACUUCUCAUUUGCGGCGAGUGCGAUCAUAUAGUCAACUACAAGCAAGUGGUGUUUGCAAAUAUCAUGAGUCAUAGUACGAAACUCAGCCUUUGCACUGGACUUGGCUACAACUGCAUGUUUUUUGCUUCUCCAAGUGACCAACUUACCUCCAACAAAGGUGCAACAUCUUGAGGUGGAUUGUCUAUCUCUACUAGAGCCUGCCCAAUUUGCAUCUGUAUAGGACUCUACUGAUAAGUGAUCAUGAUUAGAGAAGAGUAAUCCUCAACUAGGAGCUGAUUUCAAAUAACUGAGGAUAUAGUAAACCAAAUACAUAUGUGAAACUCCGAGGUGCAUGCAUUAACCUGGCUAACCACACUGAGAGAGUAACCAAAUUCUGGAUGAGUGAAAAAUAAAUCCGUCUCCUAACUAAAUGUUGGUAUCUCCCUUUAUCAACCUCUACACCUUCAGGAUCUUCAUCCAAUCUAUGAUUCCGCUCAAUCAGAGGACAUAUUUCCAUGGGAUAUGAAUAUAUACCUUGCCUGGACCUUCCUACUUCUUUACUUGGGAAGUAUUUCAAAUCUCCAGGUCCUUUAUUUCAAUUUCCCUAGUUAAAUGUCCUUUCAAGCCUCUUACUUCCUCAGGACCAUCACCUUUUACAAAUAUAUCAUCAACAUAAACUAUAGGAGCAGUAACCUUAUAUUAAGGCGGGUGCCUGAUAAACAAGGUGUGUUCACUUUGAGCCUGCCUGUUUCUGUAACCCCACAUGGCCUGGCUAAACCGUUAAAACCAUGCUCUGGGAGAUUGUUUCAAACUAUAUAUGAUUUCUUCAAUCUGAAUGCCUUCAUGAGUUGAGGGUUUCGUCAAACUUGGAGGAACAUCCAUGUACAUCUCCUUUUUAAAUCAUCAUAGAGGAAGUCAUUUUUUACCACCAGCUGAUUCAGUGUCUAGAUCAGAUUGGUUGCUAAUGGGAAAAGGAUACAGAUGGAAUUCAUGUGUGAACCCCAUUGCAACUAGUCUAGCAUUGUACCUCUCUAUGGACCCAUUUGCCUUGUGCUUAACUGAAUAACUGUAUACACCAACUUGCAACCCGCUGGUCUUUUUUCCUUUAGGCAACUCAACGAAUUCCUAAGUACAUGUCUUUAUUACAGUUUGGAUAAUGUGUACAUUUUACUAGUUGCUGGUGCAAAUAUG
Molecule: messenger RNA, 2081 nt
Organism: Quercus robur (English oak)
Lineage: Eukaryota; Viridiplantae; Streptophyta; Magnoliopsida; Fagales; Fagaceae
Exons: 10
Coding region: 48-1082 (344 amino acids)
Molecular function (GO): catalytic activity
Source: RefSeq, a predicted model, not a curated record